UUGUAUUUGUAGCGCUUAUUACAAAAUAUUAAGAAAUAAACAAGAUAUGUUUUUAUGAAAACGCUUUAUGUAUAUGUAAAUAUAAUGUUUUAUAUACUUUACAAUAAGUAAAGGUAUGUUAUAAAAUGGUUGAAGGCAAGUUACAGUUAUGAACUCAGCCGCAAAAAUAAUUUCUUCUGCAAAUUGUUUAGAAGGCGCUAAUUGGGAAAUUUAUUCAGACGAUGAUUUAGGUGUUGAGAGUUUAUUCGAAGAGAUUGAUAAGAAAGAUUUGGGACCAGUAAAUGAAAAUUGGUAUGUUGAUUCAAAGAAUGAAAUAGAUGAUUUCCAAACUUGUAAAGAUGUAGAAAAUAAAGACGUUAAUUUGACAAACAACAGCAAUACAAAUUUGAAAAAUUUUAAUGAUUGGAAAGUUACCACUAACUGUAAAUUGGAAUAUUGUGAUAUUGAAAAUAAUACUGUUAUUCCAAUAACUGAAUUAUCUUCAAAUAAAUACUUAACAGAAAUUACUGACAAACUUCCCUUAAUUAAACCUGAAAAUGCAAAUAUUGAAAAGAAUGAUACUUAUUUGUCAGAUCCAGUAAACAAACAUAGUUUGGAAGAUGUUGAUAACAGCUUUGCUGGACAGUUAAAAAAUGAUUCUUUAAUCAAUAGUCCCAUUACUUUAAGGUAUAUUGAUAAAUCUUUGAAAAAAUCUGAUCAAAAGAACAAUUCUUUAUUGAUAUCAAAUAAUAAUUUUCAAGAAGGAAAUAUUUCACCACAUGUUUCUAGUCCAUUCUUCUUAUGGAGCCCUAUUACACAAGAGCAAAAACAAAUAAAUGAUAAAUUUGUUGUUCCUGUCUUUCAUACUCCAUUAAGUUGUUUUAAAACUAGUACACCAAUUAAGAUUACUGAAAGUUUGGGAAUUCAGUCUUGUAGAGAUAUGUCAUGGAAUUCAGCAAUGGAAACUCCUGUCACAAUAAAAGGUAUUAGAAAUCUGGAACUUUUAUUUUUUCAAUAUUAACAACUUUUAAUUACAUAUAAUCAAUAUAAUACUAAUUAAUUGAAAUUUUUUCAUAACUUUUAUCAUGCAGUUCUUUUAAUCUGGUAAAUCUUUUUUCUUCAUUCUUGGAGAACAUAAUAAUUUUGAUGAAAAGCUAUUUUUUAAAAGCAAAACAAACACUGGAUUACAUCAGGCUAUUUUUCUAUGAUUAUAUUUAAUUAAUUACUAAAUAAUUUGUCACUAGAGGAGGUGUUAGGCACCAUCUCUAAUUAAAUUUAAUAAUUAUAAUUAAAUUAAUAUUUAUUAUAUAACUUAGAAUAUUCUGGAAGAAAAGAAUCAGCCUGGAGUGGGACUCAAACUUGCAACUCUUACUGUGCAGAUUUGCUUCUAGCUACACUACCCAAGCCUCCAGUUCAAUCUUCUUUUCCAGACAUAUUUAAAUAUGAUAUAACCAUCCAUGGUUUAUCAUAUUUAAAUAUGGGUAGGAGUUUGUAGGAUGAGGGCACUGAAGGCAUCCUUAUGUGAUAUUCUGCUCUCCCUCCAUUUUUUGUAUUGUUUAAAUCAGUAUUGUUCUCCUCCUAACCCUAAUAAUUCUACAGAAAAAAAAGGAUAGUCUACAAUCAACGAUCAAAACGCUUUCUUCGGGUCAAAUGUCACAGUCUAUACCAACAAAUUAGAUCGAUGAUAAAAUCAACAAGGCAAGAACAGACAUUUAAAAGAAACUAAUAAGCGGCGUUUCUCACCCCUCCUUUAGCUGCACAUGGCAUGUGUCUGUGGUCACCUGCACAAUGACCAAAACAACAUGAUAAUAAUUGCCUCUCUCGUCGACUAACACAAUAUUUAAUAUAAACAAUCUAGAGAUUUGUCAAAUCUGAGAAGAUAUUGUCAAAAUAUAUAAUAAUUAAUGG
This is a messenger RNA of Centruroides sculpturatus (bark scorpion), 1887 nucleotides long. RefSeq lists its product as uncharacterized. The coding region runs from base 149 to 1000 and encodes 283 amino acids. The record is from RefSeq and is a predicted model, not a curated record. The transcript is spliced from 3 exons. NCBI's taxonomy places the organism in Eukaryota, Metazoa, Arthropoda, Arachnida, Scorpiones, Buthidae.